Molecule: messenger RNA, 2248 nt
Organism: Verticillium alfalfae VaMs.102
Lineage: Eukaryota; Fungi; Ascomycota; Sordariomycetes; Glomerellales; Plectosphaerellaceae
Product: glycogen debranching enzyme
Exons: 2
Coding region: 113-2248 (711 amino acids)
Biological process (GO): glycogen catabolic process
Molecular function (GO): 4-alpha-glucanotransferase activity; amylo-alpha-1,6-glucosidase activity
Source: RefSeq, a predicted model, not a curated record
UGGCUGCCCCCUCCGUCCCUUCCGUCAGCUGGAUGCCUUCACGCUGCGAAGCUCUCUUGGAUCUUAUCGACGUCCGUGGGGCACGAAGCUCCCUCCAUCACAUUUGCUGACCAUGAUACCCAAGACCAUGAUCUCCAACGAAGUCUACCUUCUUCCACUGAACGAUGAUGGCUCGCCUCAAAUCGCCGGAGAAUACAUCUACUUAGCGCCCAAGAACAACGAACCCGUUACCAUUCGCUUCGCCAUUGAGGGCACCUCCUCUGUUUGUCGCCAUGGCAGUCUUUGGGUCAACAUUCCUGACCAGGGUGCUGAGUUUCGCAGAGACAAGUUCCGCGAAUUCAAGCUCGUUCCCGAUUUCAACCGCACCAUCGAAAUCUCGAUUCCCAUCUUCCAAGCUGGUGCCUACGCUUUCUACACUACCUACGCCGAGCUUCCCGAUCUCGCCGCCGAGCUGAGCUCCAAGCCUGAAACAGAAACAACGCACAAGAAGACGCCUCUUUACUACAUCGAUGUCGCCCCUCGUCUAUCUCUUGAUGGCCGGCCGUUGCCGCUGCCUGCGCUGUCCAUCUAUUCCGUCAUCAGCAAAUUCAUGGGCAAAUACCCUACCGACUGGGAGCGUCACCUUCGUGGCAUCAGCGAUCGGGGUUACAACAUGAUUCACUUCACGCCUCUGCAAGUCCGCGGCGCAUCUAAUUCACCCUACAGUCUGUACGAUCAGCUGGGCUGGGACCCGGAUUGUUUCCCCGGCGGCGAAAAGGACGUACAGGGCAUGGUCGAUAGCCUCGAGAAGAACCACUCUCUGCUCAGUCUGACCGACAUUGUUCUGAAUCACACGGCGCAUAAUAGUAAGUGGCUGCAAGAACACCCCGACUCGGGCUAUAAUCUGGUGACCGCGCCCUGGCUCGAGUCUGCGUGGCUGCUUGACACGAAGCUUCUGGAGCUCAGCGCAAAUCUUGAGAAGCUUGGCCUGCCCACGGACCUCAAGAGCAAUGACGACCUUGUCAAGGUCAUGGAUGCCAUCAAAAAGCAAGUCAUUGCCGAGAUCCGCCUCUGGGAAUACUACGCCAUUGACGUGGAGCGCGACGUUGACGCCGCUGUGGACGCAUGGGUUGCCGACAAGGUGGAGUUCCCCGAGAGUUCAGUGGGUGCGGACGGUGUCCUAGGUCUCAAAGAGGCACCACAGAAAGAACAGGCCCAGUUCCUCAUCAAGAACGGUCUACUGAACAAGAACCGUCUUGGCGAGCGCUUCAGGAGGAGGGUGAAACCAGAGGUCGCCGCUGGUCUUCUGUCAGCCAUCUUUGGCCGCUAUGAAGGCAAUUCUGGUCCGACGCCGGACCAGGCGGCUGCCAAGACCAAGAUUCUCGCUGUCCUCGACGAAGUCAAUUUGCCCUUCUAUAAGGAGUACGACGACGAAGUUGCUGUGAUUCUGGACCAGCUUUUCAACCGCAUCAAAUACUGUCGCCUGGACGAGCACGGGCCAAAAAUGGGACCCAUCAAUGAGAAGAACCCUCUCAUCGAGUCGUACUUUACGCGACUGCCCGAAAAUGCCACUACAUCCAAACACAAGAAGGAAGAGCUGUCGCUUGCCAACAAUGGAUGGGUCUGGGCCGGUAAUGCCCUCAUAGACAAUGCCGGGCCUGACUCCCGAGUGUAUCUCAGGCGCGAGGUCAUUGUCUGGGGCGAUUGUGUCAAGCUCCGUUAUGGCAGCGGACCCAAAGACAGCCCCUUCCUCUGGGAUUACAUGACCAAGUACGCUCGCAUGCUUGCUAAGUACUUUGCCGGUUUCCGCAUAGACAACUGCCACUCCACUCCUCUGCACGUCGCUGAGCACAUACUCGAUGAGGCGCGUCGCGUGCGACCAGACCUUUACGUUGUGGCUGAGCUCUUCAGCGGUUCUGAAGAGAUGGACUACGUCUUUGUUAAGAGGCUCGGUCUCAGCUCCCUGAUUCGAGAGGCCAUGCAGGCGUGGAGCACAGGAGAGCUCAGCAGACUGGUACACCGACAUGGAGGGCGCCCUAUUGGCAGCUUUGAAGUGGACGAGUUAUCGAGGGCCGACCCCAAGUCGCCUGCCAGCCCCCCGAGAUCUCCUGGCGAAACCACCAAUGAUCACUCACAGUCCUCCCGCGAAAUUGUUCGCAAGAUCAAACCCGUGCCCGUUCACGCCCUCUUCAUGGACUGCACCCACGAUAACGAGACUCCAGUCCAGAAAGCGAUUUACGAGUCACGCUGCCCAAUGCAGCCCUGGUAA